This is a messenger RNA of Hippocampus zosterae (dwarf seahorse), 6774 nucleotides long. RefSeq names its product immunoglobulin superfamily, member 3 (gene igsf3). The coding region runs from base 569 to 3736 and encodes 1055 amino acids. The transcript has 9 exons. NCBI's taxonomy places the organism in Eukaryota, Metazoa, Chordata, Actinopteri, Syngnathiformes, Syngnathidae. The record is from RefSeq and is a predicted model, not a curated record.
UUCGGCUUUUACUGGGGCCGAUAGUAGGAGAUUCAUUACAUCUCCGGGAUUUUCUGCGGAAGGAGCACACAGACUGAGAUUUGCUCUCUUAUCAACGGAACAAAAAAAAAAAAAAAAAAAAGACGCGAAAAACCUCCCCAACAAGGACUUAUGCAGUGUCUUUAAAUUUUUUUUUUAAUUCUUGGGUUGGUCCACGUCCAGUGUCGUGCGCUGUUCCAAAGAAAGAGUCGUGCAGGACUUGGAAGUGAGUGAGCCGGAGCUCCGCCGCAGUCUUUGGAUGUGUGGCGGUCGUACGCCGGGGAGUGGGUUGGGUCGCCCGGGUGCCUGGCGUAGGUCCUCGGCGAUAAGGUGAGCGGAAGAAAGGACUCCCAGUUCUUUUUUUUUGUUUGUUUGUGUGCUGGGUUGUGCUGGACGCCGCCGGGGGAGCGUUGGAGCACCUUGCGUGGAUUUGUCUCGCCAAAGAGCAGGAUUCACCUUACGCUCUUUUUCCUGGUCCGGGAGAGCCGCGACUCGUUUGUUCAUCCAAAAGGGCCGACAUCGAUUGGGUCGCUGGGCCGGCCAAGGCACGAUGGCAACCGGUGUGCUCCUCGUCGCCUUCGCGAUGCUCGCAGGUGCCGCUGUGGCCCAGAGAGUGGUGACGGUGCAAAGCGGGCCCCUGAUUCGGACCGAAGGCUCCCACGUGACCAUCUGGUGCAACGUGACGGGCUACAAGGAAGGCUUGGAGCAGGACUUCGAGUGGUCCAUGUACCUGCCAUCCGCACCGGACCGGGAGAUCCGCAUCGUGAGCACAGCCCAACCCAACUACGCCUACGCCGUCUACGCCCAGAGAGUGAACAGCAAGGACAUCUACGUGGAGAGGCUGAGCCGUGACUCGGCCAUGCUGCACAUCACCAAAGUGCAGGCCAAGGACCAGGGCCUGUUUGAGUGUUACACACCCAACACUGACGGCCGCUACCUUGGUUCCUACAGCGCCCGCACCAACCUCACCGUUAUUGCUGACUCACUGACAGUAUCCGCUCCAGCCCAGACCCUGUCCAAAGUGGAAGGCGAUACUCUUCAGCUGACCUGUGAAGUUUCCCGGACCACAAUGCAACAUACGCACUUGUCAGUGGGCUGGUAUCUGAAAGCGCCCGAUGACGCAUCCGCCCCGCCUCAGGAGCUGCUCACCCUAUCGAAAGACUUUGUUUUGCGGUCCGGGGGUCCGUACCGCCAGAGGAUGGCGGCGGGGGACCUCAGGCUAGACAAAACCAGCGCCACAUCCUACCGACUUACCAUCCACACGCUGCAGCCGGUGGACCAGGGCCUGCUCUACUGCCAGGCUGCGGAGUGGAUCCAGGACGCCGACGGCAGCUGGUUUGCGAUGACCCGCAAACAGAGCGACAAGACCCCGCUCCGCAUUCAGCCCACCGAUCGUGACUUCAGCAUCCAGGUGAGCACGGAGCGACGGUCCUUCACGGCCGGUGAGCCGCUGGAGCUCCGCUGCACCAUUGAGGCGCAGAACGUCCUUGAGCGAUUCUUCAUGGUGUCGUGGGUCUUCAGCAGCUCACCGGUGGCCGUGGUGGGCCCCAGUGCCGUGCCUGUCCUGGGAACCGACUACGUGGCUCGCGAAGCUGCCGGCCACAUGACGGUGCGCAAGGAGAGCCCCAACGUGCACCUCCUCAAGUUGCAGCACCUACGCCCCGACGACGCCGGCAAAUACAUCUGCCGCGUGACGGAGCGGGAAAAGACACCCACGGGAGACUUCAUCGACCGCAGCAAGCGAUCCCGCAACGUUCAGAUCACAGUGCAGCCGCUCAAGAGCAACAUCACUGUCUUGUUGUCGAGUAACCCCUCUGAGGUACCGGAGGGCAACGUGAUGCAGUUGACCUGCUUGGUGCAGUCCACCACAGGUCCGCUGUCUGUUGUCUGGCAGUGGUCGGACAAGCAAGGCAGUGAACCGGCCCAGAGGUUGGCCUCCUUGGACAGAGACGGCACCGUUCGCCACAGCGAUGCCUACAGGGAGCGCUCCAGCUAUGGCGAGAUUCGAGUCGAGAGGUCGGGGCCUGACACCUUCUUACUAUCCAUCUACAACGUCUUGCCUGGGGAUGAAGGGCAGUACAGUUGCACUGCAACCGAGUGGUUUCAAAGCGGCACUGAACCGGAACUCAGCUGGGAGCAGAUUGGAGAGAAGUCCGACACGCGGGUGGUCACCGUCAAGACUGUCGAGUCCUCCUUCGUGGUCUCCGCCUCAUCACGGACCCCAUCUGUAACCUACGGAGACUCCUUUGACCUCCUGUGCUUGGUCAAGCCCCGCCACAACCCUCGCGUCCCCACCUCGGUCACUUGGCGCUUCAUGCCUGCUGGGACAGAGGCCUCCGGCGACGGCGAGUUCAAGGAGUUGGUGACUUUCACCCGGGAGGGUACUUUGCAGUGGGGGGAGCAGUUGCUCGGUCUGGGCACCCGCACCACUGUGGACCGCUCGCACUCCAACACCAACUUCCGGCUCUCCGUGACGCGGGCGGGGCGUCGCGAGGCGGGCAAGUACCAGUGCACCGCCGUUCUGUGGAGAAAAAACUACGACAACAGCUGGAGCAGAGUGGCCAACCGUACGUCCAACUUGCUGGGAAUCGGCGUCUUCCAACCCGACAGUAAGCUUCAAGUGCUAAAAAAGAACCAGUCUCUGGUCAACCUGGAGGACAGUCGAGUCCGGAUCAAUUGCUCCAUCACCUCGCAGACCAGCCCGGACUCCCAACACGCCGUGCUGUGGUACGUGAGACGCGCCGCCGCGGGCACGGAGGCCGACGAGCUCUUACUCCGGAUCGAGAGAUCGGGGUCCCUGGAGUACGGCACGUACGCCGACGAGGAGAGGCUGCGGCGGCGCGUGCAGGCCGAGAGGCUCUCCCCGCGCCACUACGCGCUGACGCUGAACAGGGCGGAGAGCGGCGACUCGGGGACGUACUACUGCCUGGUGGAGGAGUGGCUGAGUGAUCCAGAUGGAGCGUGGUAUCGCCUCUCGCGGGACACGUCUGGGUUCACCGAGGUUCUGGUUAGACAGCCAGAGGCUCGACUACAGGUAGAGGAGACUGAGUCAAACGUGACUGUCCCGGAGUCCGGCCCAAUCCGCCUUGGCUGCAGCAUUCCCUCGCAGUCGUCCCGAGAUUCGCGCUUCUCCGUGUCCUGGUACGUGGAGCGCGCCGAGGAGGAGGACGAUGAGCCGCUGCCGACGGAAGAAGAGCGCGAGCGGGAGUGCGUGUUCUCCAUCGGGCACGACGCCAUCUUCGGGAACGGCAACUGCAGCCCCAGAGAGGAGGCGGGGCCUAACUCCCGCCUGCAGUUCGAAAGGAGCGCCUCGGACCAGUACAGCCUGACUAUUCAGGGGGCCCGGCCGACCGAUAGGGGGCGCUACUACUGCCAUGUGGAGGAGUGGCUGCUCAACCCUCGCAAUGCUUGGUACCGCCUGGCCACCAACAACUCCGGCUUCAUGACUGUCAAUGUACUGCAACAAGAGUCCACCGUCAAGUCAGUGGUGUGCUCCAACGAGGCGCUCUUCUACUUCGUCUUCUUCUACCCGUUCCCCAUCUUUGGCAUCCUCCUCAUCGCUCUGCUGCUGGUGCGCUUCAAGAAUCGCAACAACAACAAGAGCCAGGAGGGCAAGAACGGCGCCCCCCUCCUGUGGAUCAAGGAACCGCACCUCAGCUACUCGCCCACCUGUCUGGAUCCGCCCGCGCUCAGCCUGCAUCCCGGAUCCGUGGACUAGAGCUUGACACGCCGCGUCGGCCGUCCCACCAGGGGAGCGGAUCAGAAUGCCGUUUUUGGGAUUUCCCUGUCGUUGACUGCUGUUUUUAUCCAUCAGUAGAUCGGCUGCCUGUUUUUAUUUAUUUUUUUCCUGUGUGAGUGAGCGGCCUUCUCAUUUUUGUGUGUCUCACUGCCGCGUUUGAUUCAAUUACCCUAAAUAUUGGUCUGUUUUUUCAAAAAGAAAUCAGCACACUUCUGAAAAGAAGGAACUCUCAGCAUUAAUUGGAUGGCCCUGCCCCAAAAAUGAAAAAGAAAAGUCUCGACAGUCCUCAUCCAAGAGCAACCUGGCCAACACAAGUUGGUUGCCAUGGCGAUGCUCCGAGCCCACUGACUCCAUAGCAGGUGACUUGGCAGCCUCGCGGAGAGACAAAGAAAAGGUCCACCUGGCCCCGCAAAGAAUUUGGCCCACAGAAUCAAGCCCUGGAGCACCACUUUACACACACACACACACAGACUGCGAGACAAUAAACAAGCAAACAUCUUCUACUCUACGUCCUGCUGAGGACCUCCUCCAUGGUUUGCCAAGAGCUCCUUAUUCCCACUCUGUGGUGUAAAAAGCUGAUUGGUCCUAAGGCGGCUAGUAAAUGCAUCCGCUUCCCUCCUGCUGUGGACGUUUUGAUUCUCCUUUCAAUUGAAAAUUACACGGCGGGUUUGGGACGGAAAUUCUAGCACAUUUCCUUUUAGUUUGUUCUGUACUUUUGUCUUCAAAAGAGACGUGGAAAUGAUUUUUUACAGGGAGGGGAAAGAAAAGUUCACAUCCGUCUGAAUGGAAGUGGUGUGUAGAUCGUGUCACACACACACACGUGGGUGGUGGAAAAUGUUUGUAAAGAGUUUUCUAUUUAUUGUUUUAUACUUGUUUGCAUUGCUAAUUUUUUUUCUCAUUUUUUUGUUUGUUUUUUGCUUUGAAUUUCUCUGCUGCUUUCGUUGCCUGGCAACUGCGCCAAGCAGAUGAUGCCAGUAAGGUUGUUUGAUGGCGACCAUGUGCUUAAUGAUGCUCACUUUUGUACCAAAUGAAUUGUGGGUGAGUCAGUGUUAAAACAUAAUCCAACGAGGACAGAAAUGACAUGUGGCUUGACGUGUACAACAUGCAGAAAAAAACAGCUUCUUGCUCACUUCCAAUUUUAUUUUGUGACGCUUUGCCGCAGAAGGAUUUUUCUUUUUUGCGUGUAUACCCCCCCCCCAUCCCCCCGCCCCUCAAAGGUGGCUCAACAUGCCUGUUCACUUGAGGCAGAGGGGAAAAUUUGCAUCUCUCGUCCCUAGAAUGCAAGAGACUAGAAAACUGACUUUAACCCUUUCACUGCCAGACUGGACCUAAAAUGAAGAGGAGGGGGAUAGAAAGAGAAAUCCCCCCCCCCCCCCCAACCCCAACUUUGUCGUCUCAGUCGUGUCAACAUGUAUAUUGCAUGACAAAACCGCAGGAGACAUUUUAGAUGUUUUGUAAACUUGGAACUCUCUUGAGCAUCGUGUUUGUGUGACAGAGCGCCGCCCCAAACCCCCGGUGGACUUCCUGUGCUAAUAAACGCCCCCCCCCUACCCCCUCCCACACACACACAUACAUACACAUAUACAAAUGUAAUGUUUGCUAAUACAGAGGGUCCUCAGUAUACAAACGGAUCAUAAACAUGUGGUCAAUGGUCUCAAAGUGUUUUUAAUACUAUAAUAUGAAAUUAUUGAUUGUAAUUAAGACUUUACUACUGUGUUAUAAUACAGUUUGUUUGUUUAGAACUAUGUCAUUCACUGAGGACCCCCUGUUUUUUUAUCUUGUCCGAUGCCAUUUGGAUGAAGAAAGAUACCAUUUGGAGGUUUGGCUCACUAUCCUGUAUAAAGUCUCACAAGAAUUUAGUAGGAAAUGGUGAGAAAAGUUGGCACUGUAGAAUUCUAUCAAUGAUACCGUUAGGCUCUCAACAACAAGCAGGGCUUCAACCUUGCAACGCGACUGAACUAUUGCAACAAAAGAUGGGGAUGAUGGGUAGUAACGCAUUUAUGCACCAUGAUGGGCGCAGGACACUAAAAGAGCCGUUUUUAAAGCAAUGAUUUGACAAAUUGAUUUGUGUGAGCAGCGACGGGACAAGCUGAAAGUCAACAACGGUGCUUUAUGUUCGUAUCAAAUCCUACUAAAUUGUGACAUUUUGUUUCUUUUUUAACAAUUGAUCAUUUUUGCACAGGACCAAAAAGACGAAUGUGGCCGAAAUGCACACUUGAUGGAAAGGUAGCAUACACUGUACACAAUCAUCCAAUCAACUUUAUGACCUUGAUAGCGCGUUUCAAACAUCAUAACGCAAGCCUCCACAAUGGCAGUUUCACAUUCAAUUAGAAAAUUUCAACCGUUUUUUUUUUUCCAUUCAUGAAACCAAAGCCCUUUUUUUUUCUUUUGACGCACACACAUUCAUUAUGUACAAUGUUUAUGACCAUACAAGACAAGAACACACACCUAUUAAUGAGUGUUUAUCUUCCUUGCUCUUGUGCGUGUAAGCUGCCACGUGGAGUGUUGCUUUAGAACACCGCCUCGUUAAAUUUCAAUGACAUUUUUUUGUGUAUUCCUGCUCCCCAGCCACCUACAUACAUUUCAUGCAGAUUUGCACCCCCCCCCCCACCCCCCCAUGCAUUUUCCCCAUGGCCAGGAAGCGAAGGACCGCCACCAUUGCUGGAACUGUACAGAUGUGCGUUCUGACUGGUGUUUUUUCUAGUGAUAAUAAUCCUAUUAAUAACAAGGAUGAGUCCCAUCCCUAGCUGCCUCCGAGGGUCCUUUUGAGACGGUGUCGUAGCUGCCUUUGUGAGGGCUGCAUGUGUCGACGGUUUGCUGGCUCCACAUUUAGCGAUCCAAAAUAGUUUGUGGUGAUGUUUUCAGUUCAGCCAGUGAUGCUCGGUGAUGUACUUUUAUAUCACGAUCGUUUGUUUUGUUUUCAUUUUCUUCUGCUCCUCUGUCCAAUAGUUGCCAUUGUGACCAUGAAAAAGACACUUUGCUAUUGUCGGUUUAUUGCAAUAAAAAUACAUACAGAG